AUGGCUCCAGCGCCAGUGCUCGAUAUGAUUUCGCAGACGAUCAGCCCUGGCUACCGAUUGGCUACGUUUGAUAUUUGCGAUGGGGAAAGACAUUUUGCCUGUACCGUUCCUCUGCGAGCGCGAACAUGCCCGCCCUUACUCAACGCCAUCUAUACUGCAUCCGCUCGACACCUCAGCCGCAUCAAGAAGUAUUAUAAAGGCAACCAAAUCCACUACGGAGGCAAAGUACUCCCAGACCUAACACCAGAAACUGCAAUCCACUAUCACAACAAAUGUAUCGCUCACUUUGUCUCCCUAUCGGAUCACUCCCGCGAAGCCCGGGAUGAGAAUCUGCUAGUAGCCGCUGUGAUCCUCCGCUUCUAUGAAGAAGUCGACCUCGGAACCAUGGGCGAAGAUAACGAAAGUGCCCUCCGUGGAAUCCAAAUUUUCUUAGAUGCGCAAGCAAUCUCCGCUGUAGAUGGCUGCGGCCUCCGUCACGCCGCAUACUGGAUCGCCUUAAGACAAGAGAUCAUAACCGCAUUCAGCAAACAGCGUGCCUUCCGCCUUCCCCUUGGUCCUUGCGAGCCGUACCGCUCCUUUGAGCCCGCCGAUGAUUACGUCUGGGCCGACCGUCUCGUCAUCCACUGUGCCGAUGUUCUCCAGUACUGCUUCGGGUCAGAAGAGGAGCAUGUGCAGGAGAAAUACCCUUCUUCCUCCUCUUCCAGCCUCAGCAUCAUCCAUGGCAUGUCCACUCCGGCCCAACGCAUUGCACGAUACGAGGAACUGGUCGCGUUCGAGACACUGUGGGCCAAGCUGGGCCCGGCGAGUUUCAAACCGAUCUACAGUCGUGAACCGGACCGGUCGCACGGCGAGGUCUUCCCCGAGCUGUGGUACCUGAACAACUGCCACGUCGCGGGUCUGCAGUAUCUAGAGCUCGCCCGGAUCCUACUGACGGUAUACAAUCCCAAGCUCCCGCGAUUGGGGCCCGGCCAGCGCCCGGCGAUGCGAUCGGUGGAUCUCCAAGUGCGAGCGAUCGUGCUGCGAUUGUGUGGAAUUGCGCUGUCAAACCAGCACAGUCCACCGGGGUUUGUCACUGCCUUUGUAGCGAUUGGAAUGUGUGGUGACCGGUUUACGGAUGCGAUGGAGCAGGAGGCGCUAUUGGGCGUGCUAGCAAAGCUGGAAGAUGAGCAUGCAUAUCCCACGGUCAGCGCACGGGAGCUAUUGAAGGAGGCGUGGGGGUGGGAUGGGUAA
Molecule: messenger RNA, 1230 nt
Organism: Penicillium macrosclerotiorum
Lineage: Eukaryota; Fungi; Ascomycota; Eurotiomycetes; Eurotiales; Aspergillaceae
Exons: 3
Coding region: 1-1230 (409 amino acids)
Biological process (GO): positive regulation of transcription by RNA polymerase II
Cellular component (GO): nucleus
Molecular function (GO): DNA-binding transcription factor activity; transcription cis-regulatory region binding
Source: RefSeq, a predicted model, not a curated record